CAGGAAGCCAGUGAAACAGAAGUGAGUGGAGCACAGACUGCAGGACAGUUAUACCGAGCUCCAGCUGCCGGGCUAGGAACAUGAGCUGAUGUAGUCGGUGAGGACUGGACCCCACUGAUUAGGAAGAGUUCACAAUGCAAGCUGGGAUUUUCAAGGUGUGCCUAGUGAUGGUCACAGCCAUUGUCAACCACCCACUUCUCUUCCCAAAUGAGAACACAAGCCUUCCUGACUCUGAUGAGUUCAUUCUCCAGAAAAUGAAGGAGUACGAGGAAAAUCUCAAAAUAAACCAGCUAAAGCUGGAGCAACACAUGUCCCAGACUGAGAGCAAGGAACAGGAAGAAAAGCAAAAAGAAAAUAAAGAAUCUGAAGUUGAUGAUCCACCAUGGGACUUCUGGAGUGCUAUGUCUAUGGUAAUAUUUUUGAUGAUUGAAAUAUGGAGACAAGAUUUCCAGGAUGGGAAUCCUCAAGAGCUGAGCAAGGAGGAGGAUGACCUGCAAUUCAUGGGGAACAGCUGUCAAGGUGUGUCCCUUCCAAACCAGACUGUGCUGGCUAUUUUUUCAGACCAGUACAUACGAGUGGCUACACAUGAUGCCACCAGGACUCGAGAGUUUGUUGAAGGCUUUGCAGAUGAUUUAUUAGAAGCUUUACGAAGUCUUUGUAAUCGGGAUGCCGAUAUGGAGGUUGAAGAAAGCGUGUGUGUAGGAAGCAUGUAUGAAAACUGGAGAGUGAAUAAACCUUUAACUUGUGAUCUUAUUGUCCCAUUUGCUCCACCAGAACCAUUUCAAUUUAAGUGUCAUCUUUGGGUUACCGACCAUCUUAUUCCACCUGGAUAUGGAAAAAUCAGAGUAGUAGGACCAGAUGAUGAGUCAGUAGGUUGUGUCUGUGACAAGACAAAACUUGGAGAGGAUAUGCUAUGCCUCCUUCAUAAUCCAGCAAAUAAAAAAGAAGUAAGCAGUGAUAUCAAUUUACUAUGCUCCAAAAACACAAAUUACCUGGAUGUAGAUCAGGUCAUGAAAUGGUUUCAAACAUCUGUUACCAAGGCAUGGAGUAAGAUAUCUCAUAAGUAUGAAUUUGACCUUUCAUUCAGCCAUUUAGACUCUCCUGGUGCCCUCAGAGUGAAAUUCAAAUCUGGGAAAGUUAUCAACUUUAACAUCUCUCCAGUGGUUCAGUUUGAGGACUUGGAUCUGUAUUUCAUAUCACAUUUUCCCACCUGUGUUGUGCCACACGUCUCUCCCUCAAACAACCACUGGAUUCUUUCCUUUGCUGUGUAUGAGAGGAGGUUUCUUAAGGAAGUUGCCAAAAAUCUCCCAGACAGUUCAUGUCAUCUCAGUUGCCUACAAAUAAUGACAUUUUUACAUUCCAAACAGUGUCAGAUAACCGGCCAGAGCGGCCUUACCAGUUACCAUCUAAAAACAGUGCUGCUCCAUCUUCUGCUGGCUCGAACCUUCUCAGAUUGGGACCACCUAAUGCUAGAGGAACGCCUGCAAGACAUGUUCAAGAGCUUGGAGAAAUGCUUGAUGGAAAAGAAGCUUGACCACUUCAUGAUUGGAAACCCCAGACUUCCUCAUUCUGUUAGCAUUCCAGAAAAUAUCCGUUUUGCAGAACCACUCAAUCUCUUCCGUUCAUUUGUUCUGAACAGAGACCUUUACCAGAAAACAUUAUCCAUGUUUUAUGAGAUGCUGAAAAAUGCUACUGUUUUGAUAAAUGAGUACAGUUUGAACAUUCGCGCAGCACAUGCCCAGAAGAAUCACAUUAACCACAGCAAUAUGUGAUUUUGGUUAUUAUUUCCGGAAUGUACUUACAGCUUAUCAUAUUUGCAUUCAGUGAAUGCUAUAAAAAAGGCUAUUGGCUGCAUAAGAACAAACAUCCAUUUGGGACUUAAUUACUUAAAAUGUCUAAUUGUUAAACAUUGCAAUUUAUAUUCAUUAUUUAUUUUGUGGUGAAUCCCAGAGAUUGCCACCGUCAUACUUAAAUGGACAUUAAAUAGUGAAUAUAUCUAUCAUGCAUAUGAAAGUGCAUUAUUUAUACGUUAACAAAUAUUUUGCAUAUAAAAUGUUAAGAUAAAGCUGUUUAUUUGUAAGCCACUAGAAAGUGCAGGUUUGUGCAAUACUGGUCCAUGGGCUGAUUAUCUAGAGAAACAUCUAUUUUGUAAAAGACAAAAACUGUAAUACAUUUUUCAUUGUCUAGUUUUAGAUGCAUCAAAGAAAAAAUUGUUUAAUGUCCCUUUAAGUAUGGUGACAUUUUACCGUGCAAGCUCAUUUAUAUCAGUCACUGACUGACCACAGAGAUUAGAAUCAUGGAUGUCCCUAGGUUUAACAAGUGGUGCAUCCCUGAACUGCUCUUAAUUUGCAAAACCUUGUCAGUUGUGCAAACAUUAUAACAGUGUUAAAUACAUUUCAGAGCUUUUAUUGUGAGUGCAGGAGUUUUGUAAUGCUGUGUUGAUUUGCUGACACUGUGCAUAUAUAAACAUAUUAACUUUAAGGUCCCUUUAACCCCUUAAUGACAUGGACAUACCCUGUAGGUUGUGUGUCCUUUCGUUGUUUUUCAGCCCUAUAAUAGUGCAGGGCUUGCUUAGUUACUACAUGUCUAACUGAUCUACUCUGUCGUUAGAGGGUUAAGUGGUUUUCUUAGCCGUAGUCUGAAUAACAAGUUUGGAGCCCCCAGGAACAUAUAUAUUGUCACUUACCAUACUAGGGCAGUUACUUACUUUAUGAACACUGUAGCAGCUUACUGAUUGUAAAUGUAGCCACUAGAAAUAUUACACUAUGCCAUGAGCCCAAAGCAAUCUGCAAAAUCAUCAUGUCCCUAAUGCUGUCAUGUCCCUAAUGCUGUCAUGUCCCUAAUGCCGUCAUGUCCCUAACGCUGUCAUGUCCCUAAGGCCGUCAUGUCCCUAAUGCCGUCAUGUCCCUAAUGCCGUCAUGUCCCUAAGGCCGUCAUGUCCCUAAUGCCGUCAUGUCCCUAAUGCUUUCGUGUUCCUAAUGAUGUCAUGUCCCUAAUGCUUUUGUGUUCCUAAUGAUGUCAUGUCCCUAAUGAUGUCAUGUCCCUAAUGCUGCCAUGUCCCUAAUGCUGUCAUGUCCCUAAUGCUGUCAUGUCCCUAAUGCUGUCAUGCUCUUAAUGCUGUCAUGUCCCUAAUGCUGUCAUAUCCCUAAUGCUGUAAUGUCUCUAAUGCUGUCAUGUUCCUAAUGCUGUCAUGCUCUUAAUGCUGUCAUGUCCCUAAUGCUGUCAUGUCCCUAAUGCUGUCAUGCUCUUAAUGCUGUCAUGUCCCUAAUGCUGUCAUGUCCCUAAUGCUGUCAUGUCCCUAAUGCUGUCAUGUCCUUAAUGCUGUCGUGUCCCUAAUGCUGUCAUGUCCCUAAUGCUGCCAUGUCCCUAAUGCUGCCAUGUCCCUAAUGCUGCCAUGUCCCUAAUGCUGCCAUGUCCCUAAUGCUGUCAUGUCCCUAAUGCUGCCAUGUCCCUAAUGCUGUCAUGUCCCUAAUGCUGCCAUGUCCCUAAUGCUGUCAUGUCCCUAAUGCUGUCAUGUCCCUAAUGCUGCCAUGCCCCUAAUGCUGUCAUGUCCCUAAUGCUGUCGUGUCCCUAAUGCUGUCGUGUCCCUAAUGCUGUCCUGCCCCUAAGGGGCAGCCGAUAAUGCAACAAAACACAAUACAAAAAAUGCUGUUUAGCAAAUAUAAUGUUUCUAGUCACUUAAAGGAGCAUUAACUACAGUGGAAUUGCAUAAUGAAUAAGCAAUAGAAUGUUAAAUGAGCAAUAGAUUUGUUCUAGUAUUUCAAAAUUGCCUUUAAAAAGCCGGCCUCCUGUAUCAUGUGACAGCCAUUAGCCAAUCACAGACUUAUAUACGUAUACACUGUGAAUUCUUGUACAUGCUCAGUAGGAGCUGGUGCCUCAUACAGUGUGCAUAUUAAACACUAAAUGCAUUCUAUAAGUGUUGUGUUGAGGUUAUUUCCCGCCUUCCCCUGAUCAUGGGGGCCACCAUGUUGAAAUCUGUCAUUUACUACACACCAGUGCUGACCUGUUUGCGCAUGUGCAGCAAAUCUCACUAAACACUGGUGCUGACCUGUUUGCGCAUGUGCAGUAAAUCUCACUACACACCAGUGCUGACCUGUUUGCACAUGCGCAGUGUAACUUAGGUUCCAUAAUACACCCAAGGUUAGUGGGAGGUGCAUGAAAUGUAUUUAAUGUUUUGGGUCCCUUUAGAAUUGAGUGCUUAUAAGAAUUAUUAAAGUUUAAUUCUAACUUUAGUGUUAAUUUAAUCAUAGAAAUAGGGGGACAAUGUCUUUAUAAUUUGUGCUAGUCAGAUACUAGUGGAAUUUCCCAGCUUUAUAUAUAAACUUUAUACACUCCCAGCACAGUCUGCAGCACUUCUGCUUGUGAAACUCCAUGACACAUGCAGGACAGGACGAAUGUGCCCCAUGUGUGCAAUUUACCUUUCUGCAAGACGAGUUUUUAUUACAGAACAGGGUGUGCCUAAUUCUACAGAUAAAGCAGAACAUGAUAAUCAGCACCAGAGUCCUGGCACAUUGGGAUAGAAUAUCCAGUGACAAUAUAUCAGCCAGUAAGCAGUAAAAUCCCACAUAAUCAAGAACUUCCUGUUGGUUUAACUUUAAGGGGAAAUAGAACCCCAAAUUUUUCUUUCAUAAUUCAGACAGAGCAUACAUUUGUAAACAAUUUCCCAAUUUACUUCUAUUAUCAAUGUUACUUCAUUUUCAAUGUAUCCUUUCUUGAAGGAUGCAUUACAGAGAGAUAGCUGAGCACAUUGUUAAGCCAAUGAUAAAAUAAAUAUAUGUGAGCCACCAAUCAGCAACUAGCUCUUAUCUCCUGAGCCUUCAUAGGUAUGCUUUUCAAUAAAGGAUACCAAGAGAAAAAAUAAAAUUAGAUAAAAGAAGUAAACUGAAAAGUUGUUUAUAGCUGUGUGCUCUAUCUUAAUCAUGAGAGAAAAGUUAUGGGUUUUAUGUCCCUAUUUAAACAGCUUUUACUCAACGUGUUUAUAAAAGAAUAUUUUUUUACUACUUACGUAGAAGUAAUUAAUACAUAAAUAGAAGUAAUUAAUACAUACAGAGAAGUAUAUAAUACAUACAGAGAAGUAUAUAAUACAUACAUAGAAGUAUAUAAUACAUACAUAUAAGUAUUUAAAUAACCUCAAACAGUUAUGAUGUAUAUAGCAUUGUAUAUAUGUGUGUGUGUUUUCAUUUUUAUUACUGAGCAGAUACUUUUUUUAUUUUACACAGCUUACAUUGCAACUGACUAUGUAAUAAAUAGACUGAUAAAAGUGUGUACAGAUGAAGUUGUAUGUUUGAAAACAGCUGUGUACAGAUACAAUGGUCUGUUAGAAAACAGCUGUGUACAGAUGAAGUUGUAUGUUUGAAAACAGCUGUGUACAGAUACAAUGGUCUGUUAGAAAACAGCUGUGUACAGAUGAAGUUGUAUGUUUGAAAACAGCUGUGUACAGAUACAAUGGUCUGUUAGAAAACAGCUGUGUACAGAUACAAUGGUCUGUUAGAAAACAGCUGUGUACAGAUGAAGUUGUAUGUUUGAAAACAGCUGUGUACAGAUACAAUGAUGUUAGAAAACAGCUGUGUACAGAUAAAAUGGUCUGUUAGAAAACAUCUGUGUACAGAUACAAUGGUCUGUUGGAAAACAUCUGUGUACAGAUACAAUGGUCUGUUGGAAAACAUCUGUGUACAGAUACAAUGGUCUGUUGGAAAACAGCUGUGUACAGAUACAAUGGUCUGUUAGAAAACAUCUGUGUACAGAUUAAGUGAUAUGUUAAAACAUCUGUGUAUAAAUUUGGUAAAUAUAAAAUACAGGAGAAAAUAUGUUUGAUAUAUAUUUUACAGUAUUCACAUUGCCCUUUAUAGCCAUUACUGUGCUCUGUGGCCCCAUCAUGUAGUUUUAGGGCCAGUGUGCUGCCCUUACCAUAAUUUCACAUCCAGUUUGUACCCCUCAAUAUCUGUAUUCUCUAUAUUUUAUGUAAACGCGUACAGACCCCUCUCCCCAUAAACUCAUUUUGCAGUUUAUUCUCUCACUUUGUUGUAGUCUGAUAUAUGUAUUCAAAGGGUUAAAGCUCUAGGACCACAGACAGGUGGACUAAAACAGCCAUGUAGCGAAACUGCCCGUUGCAAUGUUACUAUAUUUACUAGAAAUCUAAUUAUAUUCUUUGUUUCACUGUAUUCUGGAAAUGUAACAAAAUGAAUCAAUAAAAAAUAGCAUUUUGACUGCAUAUUCACAAUAAUAAUACAAUGUAAUAGAAGUA
This is a messenger RNA of Bombina bombina (fire-bellied toad), 6244 nucleotides long. It is a transcript of the gene ITPRIP, whose product is annotated as inositol 1,4,5-trisphosphate receptor interacting protein. The record is from RefSeq and is a predicted model, not a curated record. Lineage: Eukaryota; Metazoa; Chordata; Amphibia; Anura; Bombinatoridae. Gene Ontology annotation, cellular component: membrane. The transcript has 2 exons. The coding region runs from base 135 to 1772 and encodes 545 amino acids.